GCACGUCUUGUUGUAGAAACACCUCCGAUAUCCCUGAUAUCCAAUGACUCGAUCGAUAAAAACAUCCAGCAGGCACGGUCGAGCAUGUUCCCGAUCCAAGUUUCACCUAAGCGAAAGCAGGAGGGGGGAAGCGGUGGAAGCGGGAGUAACAAUGUCGCUUGUCUACCUCGUCGUCAUCGUGCUCCAUUGAUGUAUAUUCUACAGCGAUGUCGAUGCUGAUGCCGCCAGCAACUCUCAAUCGGUUUGAUUUGACGUUGGUAAUCUAAUGGAUGAUUCUCCCGCAGUGACCUCGACGCCGAUGCCACCAAAAUUAUGUGUUGUCGUAGUAAAUUUUCAGAUUUGUUGUGAUUAUUCUCUAACGGGAUUUUUUUUAUGUUUUUAAGUAAAAUACACUUGUGUAGCCAAAACUAUCACGUUUGUGCCACAUAUAGCCACUUUUGGCGAAAUACCAUUAAUAGUCAUUUCCGUCCAAUUCUUUAACGCUGUUAACGUUAAAUCUGACUGAGAAAACGCGGGGCUUACGUGGCCCGCCUGAGUUUUCCACGUGGAUAAUAAUUAAAAAAAUGGAGAAAAAGACCAGAACACCUAAUUUUUACCCACCCACCAUUAUACUCUAUCUUAUCGUCUUCUUCGAAUUCACCUACCCUUAUUCCCAUCUUCGAGCGACGAAGUCAACGAUCUGCCUCCGACGACCAGCGUACCCUACCUCUAUUCCUGCCUCCCCCAUCGAUAUACCCCUUUUCCUCCAGUCCCGCUCUUCCUCCAUUGAGCGAUCUGACCCUAUCGCCUCCUUCCUCGAUAAAGACAUACAUGCAUCAGAUGGGUUGACCAACCAGCAACUAGCUUUGACGGAGUCUUUCGAAGCUUGUUUUCUGCUGAAUGCUUUGAAGGAAUUUCGGAAUCGACCCAUAGCAGACGCGAUUUUACUGGGUUUGUUGAAACCCUAAUCUCACUUCAAAAGGGGAUUUGUGCUCCCACUCGUGUGUACCGACUAGUAAGGUUCUUUUCUUGGUUCCUUUAUUGUGGCUAUGGAUUGUGGGGUGAAGGUUCUUAUAGUUUCUUCCUUCUCUUCCUUAUUUGGUUGGUCUCGAGCUGUAAAGACAAGAAAGCAACACGGCAGAGGAAUCUCGGGACCACCGAAAGGCAAGUUUCCCCCAUAUCUGAAGGUGAAUUUGUCAAUUUACUGGGUUAGAAUUGUCGAUUCCUCUUUGAUCCCCCUGAACCCUAGAAUUGAAUAUUGUUAUUCGUUAUUGUUUUCCAUUUGUUUGGUAGAGAUUAAAAUAUAGUUAGCAUUGUAGUUAAUGGUGUUUAAAAAAAAUUAAAUGGUAAUGACAGAUGGCUGAUUCUUGGGACUCUGCUUUUGGGGAGAACGAUCCAGAGGCUUUGGUUUUAUCAGAUGUGUCCUUGGCUGCAGAAGAUUUUAUUAAGGCUUAUGUUGCUCGAGACAUAUACCACGUAUAUGACUCUGAUGAUGCAGAUACUUCUGACGAGGAAUACCACGAACCAAGGUCCUACUUGCAAGCUUAUGGGGAGAUUAAGAAAAGGAAGGUGAAGGCGUUUAUUAAUGGCCAUGGGGAGGAGGUCGAGCAGCUGGACGAUUUUGAAGAAGAGGAAUCCGAUGAUGAAGAUUCUGAAGAUGAUGUGUUGGCUGACGAAAGAUUUUCGCUUUUCAAACGUCACUCGUUCAAAGUUUACAACCUUAUCAUACCAAUGUCGAAUUACAUCAACAAUGUCGAUUCAUUUCUUACAGCACAACAAUCGAUUUGCAGCAGGAUACUACAUAAUAACGUGGUGAAACCGAAGAAUAACCAAUAUUAGUGUUAUGGGACAAUUGAAGUACCACAUCGGAAAUACAAGGAAAGGAACCCUUGUAUAUUAGUGUCCACCAAGCUCAUUAGUACGAGGCCUUUUGGGGUGGACACCCAAGAGUAAAACCGUGCGGGCUUGGCCCAAAGCGGACAAUAUCGUACUAAUGGGUUGCCCGAUUCGACAAGUGGUAUCAGAGGCUGGUUCGGUCUAGGGCGGUGGACGUAAGUUUGGUGGGACCCUCUUUCGGUGACCUCGAGAUUUGAGAUCUGCAUUUGUGUGGCGGGUCAAAGGUGACUCGCGUCUGUUUGGUGGAUCUAGGAGAGAUCCACGUCUAUUUGGGCUUGGCGGAUCAAAGAGAGUUCCGCAUUUGUUUGGGCUUGGCGGAUCAAAGAGAGUUCCGCAUUUGGGAAGCAGAUCAAAGAGAGUUCUGCGUCUAGUAAAGUCCUUGUACCGAG
Linum trigynum is the source of this 2264-nucleotide messenger RNA. Lineage: Eukaryota; Viridiplantae; Streptophyta; Magnoliopsida; Malpighiales; Linaceae. The record is from the annotation of a GenBank genome assembly.